GUGCGGUGUGAGGAAGCAGCGAAGAGAAAUCGUGCAGGAGUUUGAGAGAGAGGGAGGACAAGUGUCCGAGGAGAGUCUGCGGGCUUUUCAGAUUCUUUCCUGAGGACAGCCCUGGCCGGCAGGCUGAGUGUUAGCCAUGCUGCGACAGCAGGACCCUACAGCCAGUACUCUGCAUCUGGUGGCCACAGACAUGACGGAGAUCAUGGAGAACCUAGACACACGUGAGCUGGACAUUGGAGAUGGAGAGGAGGUGUAUGAUGGGCAGGAUGGUAACAACUCAGACUUCCGCGUCCCCUUCUCUGCUGUGUAUAAGACGACAGGCUUCAAAGAGCCGGGGGCCCGAGUCUUCCUCACGUCUAUUCCCAUCACUGCCAAAAUUCUGGAGGUGGAGCGCUUCGCCUCUCCACAGGACCGCUUCAGUAUCACCAACCAGAGGAGUGUCUCUAAGUUGCUCCCUGCAGUGUUCAGAAUCGAAUUGAGACAUGGGAACUUCACCUGGGUGGUGAAAAGGAAGGAGAAGCACUUCAUGGAGCUGCACAGAGAGUUACGAACCUAUAAGACCUUACUGAGGAUUCCUCUGCCCUCUCGCACGCACACAGAGCGGAGGCAGACGGUCAGACACACACGUCAGAUGCCCACUCUGCCAAGAGGAGGAGGGGAUGAACUGGUCAGGGAGGAGCAAGUGUCCAGCCGCAGGAGACAGCUGGAAGAUUACUUGAAUAAACUGCUAAAAAUGCCAAUGUACAGGAACUACCAUGCCACAAUGGAGUUCAUUGAUGUGAGUCAGUUGUCCUUCAUUCACGAUUUGGGACCAAAAGGCUUGGAGGGCAUGGUUUACAAAAGGUCAGGGGGUCACCGUAUUCCUGGACUCAACUGCUGCGGCCACAGCAAAAUGUGCUACCGCUGGUCGAAACGGUGGCUGGUGGUGAAGGACUCCUUCCUCCUGUAUAUGAAGCCUGACUCAGGGUCCAUUUCAUUCGUCCUUCUGGUGGACAAAGAGUUCUCUGUCAAAAUGGAUUCCAAAGACACAGAGACCAAGCAUGGGGUUCGUGUUGACAGCUUGUGCAGGUCUGAACUGGUUCUGAAGUUCUCCAGUUACCGCCAAGCCCGCUGGUGGGGCCAGGCCAUCGACGACUUUGUGCGCAAGUAUGGCAGUGCCUUCCUCCAGGAACAUCGUUUUGGCUCCUUUGCCAAAGAAGCAGAAAACAUCCCUGCCAAAUGGUAUGUAAACGGUAAAACGUAUAUGGAAGAUGUGGCAAAUGCACUGGAGGAAGCUGAGGAGGAGAUCUUCAUCACUGAUUGGUGGCUGAGCCCUGAGAUUUUCCUCAAGAGGCCCGUCGUUGAAGGCAACCGCUGGCGCCUCGAUUGCAUUCUGAAACGCAAAGCACAAAAAGGAGUGCGGAUAUUUGUGAUGCUGUAUAAGGAAGUGGAACUGGCCCUAGGAAUCAACAGUGAAUACAGCAAAAGGACUCUGCUGCAGCUCCACCCCAACAUCAAGGUGAUGAGACAUCCUGACCAUGUGUCAUCCACUGUCUACUUGUGGGCUCAUCAUGAGAAGAUUGUGGUUAUUGACCAAUCAGUGGCCUUCGUGGGCGGCAUUGACCUGGCGUAUGGGCGCUGGGACGAUCGGGAGCAUAGACUGACCGAUAUUGGCAGUGUGACCAGAACUCUAAACACUUCUGCAGAGAAUGUGGGGGAGGCUUCUCCUACCAUGGCUGCGCCUUCAAACGGUCCAGGUCCGCCUCAGAAUGGUAAAAGCUCAGGCUCAGAGUCAGUGGAGCAGCCCAAGCUGAAGGGCUAUGGGAAGAACAAGAGAAGUCGCUUCAGUAUCCGUAAGCACCUGCAGAAACACGGCCUGGCCCCUGCCGACAGCGUGAGCAGCAUAGACAGCUCAGAGGAAAGUUAUUCUAACAGUAUUUGCAGCCAACAGAAUUUGAUUCCACUUAAAUGGAUGGAGUUGAGGGUGCCUAUACCCUCUUGUCUAUGUCAGGCUGAGGCAGAAUCAGCGCAGGAUCUGCAGGCUGAUGUCAUCGGCCUGAUGGGGAAUACACGGUUCUGGCACGGCAAAGACUACUGCAACUUUGUCCACAAGGACUGGAUCCAGCUGGAUAAACCAUUCGAUGACUUCAUUGACAGGCAUAUCACUCCCAGAAUGCCUUGGCAUGACAUUGCCUCAGUGGUUCACGGAAAGGCUGCCAGAGAUGUUGCGCGGCACUUUAUUCAGCGCUGGAAUUUUACCAAGAUCAUGAAGCCGAAGUACAGGUCCCUCUCGUACCCAUACCUCCUCCCCAAAUCCCACUCUACUGCUAAUGAGAUCAAAUACCAGGUCCCAGGCUGCAUCCCUGCUAAUGUUCAGGUGUUGCGGUCUGCUUCAGACUGGUCAGCUGGUAUAAAGCACCACGAGGAGUCCAUCCACAAUGCCUACGUCCAUGUGAUCGAAAACAGCAAACACUACCUCUACAUCGAGAACCAGUUCUUUAUAAGCUGUGCUGACAACAAACUUGUCUACAACAAGAUUGGUGACGCCAUUGCCCAGCGGAUCAUCAAAGCAUACCGGGAGGGUAAGAAGUAUCGUGUAUAUGUGGUCACUCCUCUCCUGCCUGGCUUCGAGGGAGAUAUCAACACAGGAGGAGGGAGCGCCCUCCAGGCCGUCAUGCACUUCAACUACAGAACGAUGGUUAGAGGAGAAUGUUCCAUCAUAUCCCAGCUAAGGAAAGAGAUGGGAGAUCAGUGGAUGAAUUACAUCUCUUUUGGUGGUCUAAGGACCCAUGCAGAGCUGGAGGGCAAGCUGGUUACGGAGCUGAUCUAUGUCCACAGCAAGAUGAUUAUUGCAGAUGACAAUACCGUCAUCAUCGGCUCGGCCAACAUCAACGACCGCAGUAUGCUGGGGAAGAGGGACAGUGAGGUGGCUGUCAUCUAUGAGGACACUGAGACUGAGACGUCCGUCAUGGACGGACAGGAGUACCAGGCGGGGCGAUUUGGACUGCACCUGCGUCUGGAAUGCUUUAGGAUGAUUCUGGGAGCUAACACAGACCCCAGCAUAGACGUCACUGACCCCAUCAGUGACCAGUUCUACAAGGAGGUGUGGAUGACCACUGCUGCUCGCAAUGCGUCCAUCUAUCAAAAGGUGUUUCGCUGCUUGCCCUCCAGUGAUGUGCGGACAAGCCUGGAGCUAGAGGGCUACCUGGCCAAGCCAGGCCUGGAUAAGGAAGACCCUGCACGGGCUAAGGAGGAGCUAAAGAAGAUCCGUGGCUUCCUGGUCCAGUUUCCUCUCUACUUCCUCAGCGAGCAGAACCUUCUGCCUCCCAUUGGCUCCAAGGAGGCCAUGGUGCCCAUGGAGGUGUGGACCUGAGAGGCUGAAUAGUUGUUCGUCCGGGACUUGGACUUUCCACGACACAGUGUUUAUCAGCCCAGGGCACUGUUGAUGAAGGACUGCUCAGAGACUCAAGUGGGUUUUAUUCCAGGUGGGAGAAACGGAGACCAAAGGAGAAGAGAUGAGUCUCGACUACCAAUCAGUUAAUCAAGCGACACUGAUGAUACUAGCCAGACUGAUUUGCACCGUCCGAUCUGAAAGUGUGAUUAAUAUUCUUUAUUGUUUAAUAUCGUUUCUAACACUAUGCAAACUGGAGCAAAAAAACUUACUACACUGCUCAUAACUGCCGUAUGUGGCUCACUCUGAACAGCGUACACGAGGAGUGUGUGAAAUAUGAUCUCUGACCUCACAGUUUGAUUAGAUUCAGAUUCUUUAAGAACCAUAAAAUCACUAAAUUGUAAUACAAUUCACUUCAAUUUGGUAUUGUUUGGUGUGGUUCAGAAUUAUUUUUUAUAUUGCACCAAAUGCGCAAACUACUACACAGUUGUGGAACAUAGACAACAGGGACUUGAAGCCAUGACGGCGGCAGGGAUGGAAAAAGACUGUGCUGUUCUGGGCCAUUAACGAAGUUUUAGCGCUGGUUCUUGCUGCCGAUGUCUGCUGUUCUGCUCUGGCAGAAAUAUCAGUUUGCCGUAGUCACUAAAACAUGGUAUUUCAGUGAGAAUUUAGUAUUUAAAGUGAGUCAAUUCCACAUUUUUCUUGUGUGUUGAGUCACGUUUUAUUUACACUAGACAACAACACUAUUGCUUCACUGAGUUCAGUGCAGAUUUUUCAAAGACAAAAUUUAAAGAAUUUAAAAAUUGUUUGCAUAAUUAAGUGGUUUAGAUGUAAACAAAGCCAUUCAAAGUGGUUUGAUGUGGAAUACUGUAUCUUAACCGUAGGGCUGGGCAGUAUGACCAUCAUUUAUCGUCAUGGUGAUAAAUUAUGUCCCAGUAUGUCCCAAUAUUCUUUUCUGAUCAUAUGCAGGACUUAAAACACACUUCCCACCUGCACGUUUGAUUACAAAGAGAGCAUCAUUAGUCCUGUUUAAUUGGAUUUAGUGCAGCACAGUGUGUGAAAUUUUGAAUGCAAGUCAUUGGACUAAUAGUUUUUGAUGGUAUAUUUUAAAUAUGGCUCUACACUGUCUGUUCCAACUUACCAGGUGUUAAAAAUAUAUCCGUGACAGAUCGCCUAUUGUAAGACGUUCCUGAAGUAUCUUCAUAUUAAACUUUUUUUCAUAUUGCCCAGCUUAAGUAGCUUAAGCUACUUAAGUGAGUCAGAAUUGUUCACAGUGGUGGCGAUAGGAACCAGAGUUUAAAGUUUCUAGAAAAAAAAAACUGUUUUAUGAAAUAGUUAUGAAUACAAUGAUACACACUGUUUUGCGUUAAUUUUGACGGUUUUGGCCUAAAACUUAUUUCGUAAAAGCCAGAGGUACUUGCAGGGAGUUACAGGGCUCAAUAGUCCCUAAAAGAAAACUUAUUUUUUCAGAUUUAUCACUAUUUUAUCAUCAUCAAGUUUACUUAUAAAACCUCAGAAGACUCGUGUUGGUUCGCUGGUGGUUUAGGUCAGUAAAUAAAAUGGCUAUAUUUAUGUUGUA
This is a messenger RNA of Colossoma macropomum (tambaqui), 4949 nucleotides long. RefSeq names its product phospholipase D1b (gene pld1b). Bases 137 to 3352 code for a protein of 1071 amino acids. Lineage: Eukaryota; Metazoa; Chordata; Actinopteri; Characiformes; Serrasalmidae. Gene Ontology annotation, molecular function: phosphatidylinositol binding; D-type glycerophospholipase activity. Gene Ontology annotation, biological process: regulation of microvillus assembly; cell motility; intracellular signal transduction. The record is from RefSeq and is a predicted model, not a curated record. The transcript has 27 exons.